This is a messenger RNA of Oryzias melastigma (Indian medaka), 2088 nucleotides long. Its product is annotated as zinc finger protein 184. Gene Ontology annotation, cellular component: nucleus. Lineage: Eukaryota; Metazoa; Chordata; Actinopteri; Beloniformes; Adrianichthyidae. The coding region runs from base 1143 to 1955 and encodes 270 amino acids. The transcript has 2 exons. The record is from RefSeq and is a predicted model, not a curated record.
AAGGGUCUCAUUGCAGAGAUUAAAAGAGAAAGCAGAGAAGCACUUCUAUUUUUAUCAUUCAAUUGCGCUAAAAACAAAGGGCAAUUGAAAAGAUGGUAGCUUCGUCAGCUGAGGAAAAUCCAACUUUACUUUGUUUUCCAAACAUGGAUUAUAAGUCGCAUAAAAUAUAAGAAAAAGCUUGUGUUAGAACAGGUUCUGCAUUGUCAUGUUACCAACUCAGUUUAUUGUAAUUAGGAUCUUGGAUUUCUUGCCAUUAGAAUUUAGAUCUAUAUUAAUCUUUAGUUUUUCAUCCACUUGUGGAUAAAAAGAAAUAAGCUUUGAUUUUGGAAGGUUAGCUGUUUUUGCAGCCUUAAACCAUAAAGAGAAUUGUCUUGCAUAUAAGAGUAUGAAUAUAUUGUAACAGCUGAUGAUUACAUGUUAACACAGAAAUAAUGGUGAAUUUGAAUAUCUGUCUUUGUUUUUUGUGUAUUUAUUUUGAAAUGAUAAUAUAAAAAUGAAUGACAAUAUGCAAAGUUAAAAAAAGCAUCUUGCAAGAAACUUAUCAAGUCCAAGCCCCUUUUUAAAUUCAGCUCAAAUUCAGUUUCAUACAAACAGAGAAGCACAAGAAAUAGGCACAUGCACUAAAACAAUACAAAAAAACCAAAUCAGAGAAUCUUGUUAAGUCACUUUUAUUUAUUUAUUAUACAUCAUCAGCAAUUAGCUAUUUUUUUUAAAUAAAAGUCAAAAUUCUUAUGUAUAAAAAUGCCAUAGUUUUAUUAUAAUUGCAAAUUAAUGCAUGAAUAAUUUAUUACAAACUCAUGUUCCAUAUGGCAAGAUCAUUUAGAUAAACAUUUAUAUAAAAGUGCAAUAAAAUAUUUAUUUAACCAUAUAUGAUUCCGUCCCAGCCAUUUCAUUUUAUUUUAUUUUAUUUUAUUUUAUUUUAUUUUAUUUUAUUUUAUUUUAUUUUAUUUUAUUUUAUUUUAUUUUAUUUUAUUUUAUUGCAGUUCUCCUCCGGUCCUCUAGAGGGCGGGAGCCAUGUUACGAGUGCUUUGAUUCAUCCGUUUCACGUCUGUGUUUACAAGCCAAGCGUGACGUUUACGGACCCGCAAAAUACGUCUCUCGCCGCCGCUAACACGUCCCGGAAUCGCGGAUAAGCAUCCAAAAUGCAGUCCCUGAGAGAAUUUCUCAAUGACAAACUGACUGCGGUUGCUGAGGAGAUAUACGAAGCGGUCGAAAAAACUAUAAUCGAGUACAAAGAGGAGAUUUUCCGCUCGAAAGAACUAGAAAUCACUCACCUCAGGAUGCAACUGAAGCUUCUCAAGUCAGACCCAUGCUGUACCACCGACAUGUGUCUUGAAGAGCAGCUACCGCAGCCCACCACGCCAGACUACCCUCCUCCUCCCCCUUCUGAUGAGGACUACCAUCAAUCAUCCCCUGCAGUGGCUGCUCCCCAGCACCACCAUUGUGAGGAAGAUGGUGACAGCAGCAUGGACCAGGAGCAUCCAGAAUCUUCGCAAAUCAAGGAAGAACCUGAGAAGACCCCCAAACACUUCUGGAUCGAUCAAGACGGGGAGCCUCUGGAGGCGUUAGAGUCAGACAUCAAGUUAAUCACAUCACCUUCCGUUUUAAAACCAGAUCUGGAGGAGCGAGCCCUGCACGUCCACCCUUUUCUCAACAUGGCUGGUGGCGAGGAGAGCAGAGGCAAAGCCUACACCUGUCCUGUGUGUAAAAAAGGCUUCAGCAACUGCUCCCACCUGUCAGCUCACAUCAGGACCCACACAGGAGAGAGGCCGUACAGGUGUGAAAUAUGCAGGAAGAGGUUCAUCACCACAAGUGCUCUGAACAGACACCAGACCAUUCACAGUGAGGGGAAGCAGUUCAUCUGUUCUUACUGCGGAAAAUCAUUUAAAUGGAUGGAGUCUCUGGGCAGGCAUAUAAGGAGUGCGCACAAAGGAUCAGAUAACACGCCUGUAUGAUACACUGCAGACUAGAGUUUAAAUACAGUAGUAAUUACAUGUACAUUAUUAUGCUCCAAACAUUAAAUGACUGUAAAGCAUGAAUAGGUCAACUGUAUGAGGUCAUAAAUUGUGCUGGUGAAUACAUACUAAC